Messenger RNA from Pistacia vera, 1549 nucleotides. RefSeq names its product VAN3-binding protein. The record is from RefSeq and is a predicted model, not a curated record. Lineage: Eukaryota; Viridiplantae; Streptophyta; Magnoliopsida; Sapindales; Anacardiaceae. The transcript is spliced from 9 exons. Bases 263 to 1513 code for a protein of 416 amino acids.
AAAGCCACAUUCUGGUAGUUGAUCAGAAAAAAGAUGAACACACCCUUUAAUGAGGGCCAUUUUUUCUGCAGUAUUGAAUAACAUUUCCACUUUUUCCUUUUGAUAAAUUUCUUUCACAAUAAACAAAUAUUUAUGCAGCAACUUCGGAUUUUAAAUAUCUGACUCACUGUUACUUCCUCUUCAUCAUCAUCUAAUUCUUGCAUUGCCUCCUUUCUUAGCAUGAGAAGUUGCAUCCAAACCAUAAAGGAAUACUUAGCUUGAAAUGAGUUCAUGCAGCAUGAAAAGCUCAUCGCAAAAGCUGGAAAAUAUAGAUGAAAAUGGCCCUGCAAGUUGGCUACCCUUGUCAUCCGCUGCACCAGAAACUCCUACGGCGUCCAUGGAGUUUCUGGCUAGAUCAUGGAGCCUAUCGGCCAUGGAGCUCUCCAAAGCUUUAUCAGGCACUCACAUUCCUAAUUUGAACCAUAUUGAUAAUUCAACUUUAUCUUCUGUUAGCAAUAGCAUUCAAACACAAGAUGCAAGCUCCGCAGCUUUCAGGGAAUCUCCGGUAACUCAUGAAAUUAGCAGUCCUCCGAUUUCUCCGAGAGACAGCGAAGAAAUGAAGGAAUUAUUUUUACUUCAUCAAGCACUCCAUCCAGAAUUUCUUUCCAAUCAACAAAUGCUCAAAAAUGGGCUAUACAAGAGCAUGGUGAGAGGGCGAACAGUGGGGAGAUGGUUGAAAGAUCAAAAGGAAAGGAAAAAGCAAGAGAUUCGAGCUCAUAAUGCCCAACUUCACGCAGCUGUAUCUGUGGUGGGGGUUGCUGCUGCCAUUGCAGCAAUUACUGCCUCAGAUACAACCUUACAGGAAAUGGCGACGGAUCAGCAGAAGAAAUCUUCCAAAACAUCAGCCGUGGUUGCAUCUGCAGCGGCAUUAGUGGCAUCUCACUGCAUAGAGAUUGCAGAGGACAUGGGGGCAGAUCAUGAACAAAUCUUAACAGUCGUCAACUCUGCAAUUAACGCAAGGACUAAUGGAGAUAUCAUGACCCUAACAGCUGGAGCAGCUACAGCCUUACGAGGAGCUUCCAUCUUAAGGGCAAGGCUGCAGAAGGGGUAUGGGAUGACACCCUUUGCUCUAGCUGAUGAAAAGGGGCAAGAAGGCAAAGAAUCUAACAUCCCAAUAGCACUAAACUUUGUAUCUACUGGGGGGGAAAUCCUCAAACGUACAAGAAAAGGAGCUUUACACUGGAAGCAACUUUCUUUCAACAUUAAUUCAAAUCUGCAGGUGGUAGCUAAAAUGAAAAGCAAGCACAUAGCAGGAACAUUCACAAAAAAGAAGAAAUGUGUAGUCUCUGAAGUCUACUGUGACAUUCCGACAUGGCCUGGAAGGGAGAGGGAAGACAGCAGCGAGCAGAGAGCAUAUUUUGGGAUAAAAACAGCUGACAGGAUAAUAGAAUUUGAAUGCAGAAAUAAAGGUGACAAACAGAUGUGGAUUGAUGGGAUCCAUUAUAUGUUGAAUUGCUGUGCCAACGUAAGAUAAUUCUAAGACUAAAGUUAACAUUUGGGUUUGGAUUGA